AGACCGGACGUAAGUUCUAUUUUUCUUUUUUUUUUUUUUUUUUUGUUCCGACCGUCUAGUAGCAGCGGUGCGCGAGGAAUACUUGUACGGGACGAGGAGAAGAGGCUGAAGACGUUGUUGUCUUGUGGCACACAGCCUUUGGGGACCGACGCCGUCCACAACACCCACAGUAGUCAGCUGAAUUUGGAGACCCCCUGUGAGCGUCUAUUUGAUCCGAUCCAGGAUGUCUGGACAGAGCAUUACUGACAGGAUCACCGCCGCUCAGCACAGUGUCACCGGCUCGGCGAUUUCCAAAACCGUGUGCAAGGCGACAACGCAUGAAAUCAUGGGGCCAAAAAAGAAACAUUUGGAUUACUUGAUUCAGUGCACAAAUGAGAUGAAUGUGAACAUACCUCAGCUGGCUGACACGUUGUUUGAAAGGACGGCCAACACCAGCUGGGUGGUUGUCUUCAAGUCCCUCACCGCCACACACCAUUUGAUGGUCUAUGGCAAUGAGAGAUUUAUACAGUACCUGGCUUCAAGGAACACAUUAUUCAACCUCAGCAACUUUUUGGAUAAGAGCGGUCUACAAGGCUACGAUAUGUCGACGUUCAUCAGGAGGUAUAGCCGCUACCUGAAUGACAAGGCUGUGUCCUACAGACACGUCGCUUUUGACUUCACUAAAGUGAAAAGAGGGUCUGAUGGAGUAAUGAGAUCCAUGAACACAGAGAAACUUCUCAAAACCAUCCCCAUCGUCCAAAAUCAGAUGGAUGUCUUACUUGAUUUCAAUGUCAACGCCAAUGAACUGACAAACGGGGUGAUCAACGCAGCCUUCAUGCUUCUGUUCAAAGACGCAAUCCGACUGUUCGCAGCCUACAAUGAGGGCAUCAUCAACCUCCUGGAGAAGUACUUUGACAUGAAGAAGGCUCAGUGCAAAGAAGGACUGGACAUUUACAAGAAAUUCCUCACGCGAAUGACAAGAAUCUCAGAGUUCCUCAAAGUUGCAGAGCAAGUUGGAAUCGAUCGAGGGGACAUACCAGACCUGUCUCAGUUUACAGUUUGCGCCCCCAGCAGCCUGCUCGAUGCCCUGGAGCAACACUUGGCCUCUUUAGAGGGGAAGAAAGUCAAAGACUCAACAGCAGCCAGCAGGGCUAGCACCCUCUCCAAUGCCGUCUCCUCCCUGGCCAACACUGGCAUAUCUUUCACCAAAGUGGACGAGAGGGAAAAACAGGCAGCCCUGGAGGAAGAGCAGGCUCGCCUGAAGGCCCUAAAGGAGCAGCGUCUGAAAGAGCUCCAGAGGAACCCCGGUCUAGCAACCACCGACAGCUCCCCUGUGUCCAGCGUGGGCGGGCCCAUCAACUCUGCUCCUGCCAUCGACCUCCUCUCUACACCCAGCUCCAACGACAGCUCGUCCAAGGCAGCCAACUCCCUGCUGGACCUCCAGCCGGCUUUCCAGCAGCCCCUGCCUCUCACCACCGUCAACACAUGGAGAGAUCCUUACAAUCCCUUUCUUGACUCGAGCUCUUCCCUGGCGUCUGAUCUUGAUACCACACAGAUAGAGACAAAUAUUGCAGGGUUUUCAGCUUCCCCACCGCUCCAGCAGCCGCAGAACGCCACAGGUCUGAACGUCGACUUUGACUCUGUAUUUGGAAAUAACACCAACGGCAACAUGGAUCCUACAGACGUUUUAGGUGGCGUCCUCAAACCCACAGUGGCGUCUUCACCGAGUCAGGCCGUAACCCCGAACGGACAGCAGCCACACAAACUGGUGUCCAACGACCUCGACUCCUCACUCGCCAAUCUCGUCGGCAAUCUUGGAAUUGGGAAUGGCACAAUGAAGAAUGAUCUCCACUGGAGUCAGCCCGGUGAAAAGAGGCUGACCGGUGGCACCAACUGGCAACCGAAGAUGGCUCCUUCUACCACCUGGAACCCUCCAGCGAUGGCGCCAUCUGUCAUGGCCUUCCCUGCAACCACACCAACGGGCAUGAUGGCAUAUGCAAUGCCUCCUCAUAUGGGCUCCAUGAUGAUGACACAGCCCACGGUGAUGUACAGCCAGCCCGUGAUGAGGCCAGCCAACCCAUUUGGACCCAAUCCAGGUGGACAGAUGCAGUUUAUGUAAACAAAGUGGGAGGGGAGCAGGGUCUUUCCCGUCUGAAGAUGACUCACGGCAAAGCCAGCUAUCAAAGCGAACCUGCCGUUUGCUUCUGAUGAACUCGUCUUUUUUUGAGAAUGAGACAUUAUAAAUAGAACCACAAUGACUCGGAGCAGCUCUGGCCACCUUGGCGAGGCAUCACAGUGGAACCUGUGCCCAUCUAGUCUUGUCAUAGAGGAGCUGAGGAGCGCGUCCUGCCAGUGAUCAGCCCCUAAUAUAUCAUGGACAAAGAGCAAUGGCACCCAAGAGAUAUCUAACAUCACUAUUUUAUGUACUUGGGGAGGGGGGGGGGGGGACAAGCCCAUGCACACUAUUUGCUACUCUUUCCACGCUGGUCACCUCUUUCAAAUAUCGAUCAUCGAUACCUUUUUUUCAGAACAGAUUAUGAAAACCAUUGCAGGCUGUUUAUACCACACAUUUCAUUUCUUUUCAUGUAUUGUUUGCAGUAGACAUUCCUUGUGUAUUAUUUGUAUUUAUUUAUGAUGACCAGAGAGGAAAACAUUACUAAAAAUAAAAAGGAGAUAUCACACCACUGAGAUCCUGUGAUUGCUUCUGCAGUCACUUUAAUUAAAAAAAAAAAAAGAAAAGAAAAAAAAAAGACCUGUAACUAGUCACUGACCACUUUCUGGAAGAGCUUCUUCAGGUUUAUGCGUAGGAAUGAUUGAUUGUAGGACCGAAUUUUGAGUGAGAUGAUUUAAAAAAAAAAAAAAAAAAGUUAAUAUAAAAAGAUUGCUGUAAGGAAAUUAAAUAUUCUCUGUACUCGCAUGAUGCCUUGUACAGUUUGCCGUGACUUAAGGGGGGACAACGUAAUAAUGGACGAGAAAACCAUCAAAUUGGUGGAUUAGGUUCUAAAAACACGGAACAAUUUUUUAGUUUGGUCGCUACAGAUGAGAGACCAGUGAAAGAAACGUUUUGGAAAGGAAUCUGCAUUUUUGCCUUUGUUGCUUUUGGCAUGCCAUUUAGUCUUUCACAAUGCUCCUGUUUGACCUUUUCAACCUUUUUUCACGCUUGGUUCAUAUUUUCAUUGACCAUUUAGGGUGAUAUUGGGAAGGGAGGGUGUGGGAGGGGGGGCAUCAGGUGCAUAUUUGGGUCCAGACCAGUCACGGAGAGGUCCGGCUGUUCAGGUAGAAUAGAGCACUGUUGAUCAGUGCUGGAUGUAAAACUGAUCCUGCCACUCGCAGUGAGAUCGACAGGUGUGAAAGUGAUCCUGAAUGCAUCAGCUCAGACAUAUGUGGUACAUUACCCCUGCAGAUGAUACUUGUUUUUGAUUUUCCAAUAAAGUGCAAGCUUCCACAGA
This is a messenger RNA of Mugil cephalus (flathead mullet), 3428 nucleotides long. RefSeq names its product phosphatidylinositol binding clathrin assembly protein a (gene picalma). Gene Ontology annotation, molecular function: phosphatidylinositol-4,5-bisphosphate binding; SNARE binding; clathrin heavy chain binding. NCBI's taxonomy places the organism in Eukaryota, Metazoa, Chordata, Actinopteri, Mugiliformes, Mugilidae. Bases 224 to 2098 code for a protein of 624 amino acids. The transcript is spliced from 22 exons. The record is from RefSeq and is a predicted model, not a curated record. Gene Ontology annotation, cellular component: synaptic vesicle; clathrin-coated vesicle; extrinsic component of presynaptic endocytic zone membrane. Gene Ontology annotation, biological process: clathrin coat assembly; clathrin-dependent endocytosis; synaptic vesicle budding from presynaptic endocytic zone membrane.